Molecule: messenger RNA, 4160 nt
Organism: Pongo pygmaeus (Bornean orangutan)
Lineage: Eukaryota; Metazoa; Chordata; Mammalia; Primates; Hominidae
Exons: 1
Coding region: 682-1911 (409 amino acids)
Biological process (GO): virion assembly
Source: RefSeq, a predicted model, not a curated record
CUUUACUUUUUGUAUAGACAGGAUCUCACUGUGUUGCCCAGGCUGGUCGCAAACUCCUGGGCUCAAGCGAUCCUCCUGUCUUGGCCUCCCAAUGUGCUAGGAUUAUAGACGUGAGCCACCACACUUGGCCCUGACCGAUAGAUGGUUCCUCCCAGGUGAUUGAGGAAAAAACCACAAUGGGUAUUCAGUAAUUGACAGGGAGACUCUUGUGGAAGCAGAGUUAGAAAAAUUGCCUAAUAAUCGAUCUUCUCAAACAUGGGAGCUGUUUGCACUUAGCCAAGCCUUAAAGUACUUACAGAAUCAAAAAAGACUAUCUCAAUCCUGACUCAAAAGGUUACCUACACCCUCUCUGAAACAAAUUUGCAUAAGAACUGUUGUUUAUGGGAAUGAAUCUUGAUGGGGCAGCUGGGUUGUUAUGAAAUACUCAGGAACCCAGCCCAGGUCUAGGACUCACCCCUGAGCACAAAUGCAAUGUUGGGCACACUGGUAAAGGACCACUAGAAUCCAGCAGCCCGGACCCAUUUCUUUGUGGUCAAGAAAAAUGGAAAAAGGGGUGAAGGACUGCUACAUCGGUAAGCGUAACUAAUCUGAUAAGCAGAGGUCCAUGGGUGGUUACACACCCUGGAAAGGAAUAAACAUUAGGACCAUAGAGGAUGCUCUAGGACUAAUGCUCAUCAGAAAAUGACUGGGGGUCCUGGCAUCCCUAUGUUCUUUUUUCAGAUGGGAAACUUUCCCCCUAAGGCAAAAACGCCCGUAAGAUGUAUUCUGGAGAAUUGGGACCAAUUUGACCUGCAGAUGCUAAGAAAGAAACUACUUAUAUUCUUCUGCGGUACUGCCUGGCCACAAUAUCCUCUUCAAGGGGGAGAAACCUGGCUUCCUAAGGGAAGUAUAAAUUAUAACAGCAUCUUACAGCUAGACCUCUUUUGUAGAAAAGAAGGCAAAUGGAGUGAAGUGCCAUAUGUGCAAACUUUCUUUUCAUUAAGAGACAACUCGCAAUUAUGUAAAAAGUGUCAUUUAUGCCCUACAGGAAGCCCUCAGAGUCUACCUCCCUACCCCAGUAUCCCCCUGACUCCUUCCCCAACUAAUAAGGACCCCCCUUCAACCCAAAUGGUCCAAGAGGAGAUAGACAAAGGGGUAAACAAUGAACCAAAGAGUGCCGGUAUUCCCCAAUUAUGCCCCCUCCAAGCAGUAGGAGGAGGAGAAUUUGGCCCAGCCAGAGCGCAUGUACCUUUUUCUCUCUCAGACUUAAAGCAAAUUAAAAUAGACCUAGGUAAAUUCUCAGAUAACCCUGAUGGCUAUAUUGAUGUUUUAGAAGGGUUAGGACAAUCCUUUGAUAUGACAUGGAGAGAUAUAAUGUUACUGCUAAAUCAGACACUAACCCCAAAUGAGAGAAGUGCCGCCAUAACUGCAGCCCGAGAGUUUGGUGAUCUCUGGUAUCUCAGUCAGCUCAGUGAUAGGAUGACAACAGAGGAAAGAGAACGAUUCCUCACAGGCCAGCAGGCAGUUCCCAGUGUAGACCCUCAUUGGGACACAGAAUCAGAACAUGGAGAUUGGUGCCGCAGACAUUUGCUAACUUGCGCGCUAGAAGGACUAAGGAAAACUAGGAAGAAGCCUAUGAAUUAUUCAAUGAUGUCCACUAUAACACAGGGAAAGGAAGAAAAUCCUACUGCCUUUCUGGAGAGACUAAGGGAGGCAUUGAGGAAGCAUACCUCCCUAUCACCUGACUCUAUUGAAGGUCAACUAAUCUUAAAGGAUAAAUUUAUCACUCAGUCAGCUGCAGACAUUAGAAAAAAACUUCAAAAGUCCUCCUUAGGCCUGCAGCAAAACUUAGAAACCCUAUUGAACUUGGCAACCUUGGUUUUUUAUAAUAGAGAUCAGGAGGAGCAGGCGGAACGGGACAAAUGGGAUUAAAAAAAAAAAGGUCACCACUUUAGUCAUGGCCCUCAGGCAAGUGGACUUUGGAGGCUCUGGAAAAGAGAAAAGCUGGGCAAAUCGAAUGCUAAUAGGACUUGCUUCCAGUGAAGUCUACAAGGACACUUUAAAAAAGAUUGUCCAAGUAGAAGUAAGCCACCCCCUCAUCCAUGCCCCUUAUGUCAAGGGAAUCACUGGAAGUCCCACUGCUCCAGGGGACGAAGGUCCUCUGAGUCAGAAGCCACUAACCAGAUGAUCCAGCAGCAGGACUGAGGGUGCCCAGGGCAAGCACUAGCACAUGCCAUCACCCUCACAGAGCCCUGGGUAUGCUUGACCAUUGAGGGCCAGGAGGUUAACUGCCUCCUGGACACUGGCACAGCCUUCUCAGUCUUACUCUCCUGUCCCGGACAACUGUCCUCCAGAUCUGUCACUAUCCGAGGGGUCCUAGGAUAGCCAGUCAAUAGAUACUUCUCUCAGCCACUAAGUUGUGACUGGGGAGCUUUACUGUUUUCACAUGCUUUUCUAAUUAUGCCUGAAAGCCCCACUCCCUUGUUAGGGAGAGACAUUCUAGCAAAACAGGGGCCAUUAUACACCUGAACAUAGGAGAAGGAACACCCGUUUGUUGUCCCCUGCUUGAGGAAGGAAUUAAUCCUGAAGUCUGGGCAACAGAAGGACAAUAUGGACGAGCAAAGAAUGCCCAUCCUGCUCAAGUGAAACUAAAGGAUUCCACCUCCUUUCCCUACCAAAGGCAGUACCCCCUUAGACCCGAGGCCCAACAAGGACUUCAAAGAUUGUUAAAGACCUAAAAGCCCAAGGCCUAGUAAAACCAUGCAAUAGCCCCUGCAAUGCUCCAAUUUUAGGAGUACAGAAACCCAGCGGACAGUGGAGGUUAGUGCAAGAUCUCAGGAUUAUCAAUGAGGCCUUUGUCCCUCUAUACCCAGCUGUACCUGACCCUUAUACUCUGCUUUCCCAAAUGCCAGAGGAAGCAGAGUAGUUUACAGUCCUGGACCUUAAGGAUGCCUUUUGUGCAUCCCUGUACAUCCUGACUCUCAAUUCUUGUUUUCCUUUGAAGAUCCUUCGAACUCAAUGUCUCAACUCACCUGGACUGUUUUACCCCAAGGGUUCAGGGCUAGCCCCCAUCUAUUUGGCCAGGCAUUAGCCCAAGACUUGAGCCAGUUUCCAUACCUGGACACUCUUGUCCUUUGGUAUGUGGUGAUUUAAUUUUAGCCACUCGUUCAGAAACCUUGUGCCAUUAAGCCACCCAAGCACUCUUAAAUUUCCUCGCCACCUGUGGCUACAAGGUUUCCAAACCAAAGGCUCAGCUCUGCUCACAGCAGGUUAAAUACUUAGGGUUAAAAUUAUCCAAAGGCACCAGGGCCCUCAGUGAGAAAUGUAUCCAGACUUUACUGGCUUAUCCUCAUCCCAAAACACUAAAGCAACUAAGAGGAUUCCUUGGCAUAACAGGCUUCUGCCGAAUAUGGUUUCCCACGUACGGCGAAAUAGCCAGGCCUUUAUAUACACCAAUUAAGAAAACUCAGAAAGCCAAUACCCAUGUAGUAAGAUGGACACUUGAAGCAGAAGCAGCCUUCCAGGCCCUAAAGAAGGCCCUAACCCAAGACCCAGUGUUAAGCUUGCCAACAGAGCAAGACUUUUCUUUAUAUGUCACAGAAAAAACAGGAAUAGCUCUAGGAGUCCUUACACAGGUCUGAGGGAUCAGCUCGUAAUCUGUGGUGUACCUGAGUAAGGAAACUGAUGUGGUGGCAAAGGGUUGGCCUCAUUGUUUACUGGUAGUGGCAGCAGUAACAGUCUUAGUAUCUGAAGCAGUUAAAAUGAUACAGGGAAGAGAUCUUACUGUGUGGACAUCUCAUGAUGUGAAUGGCAUACUCACUGCUAAAGGAGACUUGUGGCUGUCAGACAACUGUUUACUUAAAUAUCAGGCUCUAUUACUUGAAGGGCCAGUGCCGCGACUGUGCACUUGUGCAACUCUUAAUCCAGUCACAUUUCUUCCAGACAAUGAAGAAAAAAAUAGAACAUAACUGUCAGCAAGUAAUUGCUCAAACCUGCGCCGCUCGAGGGGACCUUCCAGAGGUUCCCUUGACUGAUCCCCACCUCAACUUGUAUACCAAUGAAAGUUCCUUUGUAGAAAAAGGACUUCGAAAAGUUGGGUAUGCAGUGGUCAGUGAUAAUGGAAUACUUGAAAGUAAUUCCCUCACUCCAGGAACUAGCACUCAGCUGGCAGAACUAAUAGC